This is a messenger RNA of Procambarus clarkii (red swamp crayfish), 514 nucleotides long. NCBI's taxonomy places the organism in Eukaryota, Metazoa, Arthropoda, Malacostraca, Decapoda, Cambaridae. The record is from RefSeq and is a predicted model, not a curated record.
GUAUGAUUCAGCCUCAUCGGUCAACCGGUAUGAUUCAGCCUCAUCGUUCAACCGGUAUGAUUCAGCCUCAUCGUUCAACCGGUAUGAUUCAGCCUCAUCGUUCAACCGGUAUGAUUCAGCCUCAUCGGUCAACCGGUAUGAUUCAGCCUCAUCGUUCAACCGGUAUGAUUCAGCCUCAUCGGUCAACCGGUAUGAUUCAGCCUCAUCGUUCAACCGGUAUGAUUCAGCCUCAUCGGUCAACCGGUAUGAUUCAGCCUCAUCGUUCAACCGGUAUGAUUCAGCCUCAUCGGUCAACCGGUAUGAUUCAGCCUCAUCGUUCAACCGGUAUGAUUCAGCCUCAUCGGUCAACCGGUAUGAUUCAGCCUCAUCGUUCAACCGGUAUGAUUCAGCCUCAUCGGUCAACCGGUAUGAUUCAGCCUCAUCGGUCAACCGGUAUGAUUCAGCCUCAUCGUUCAACCGGUAUGAUUCAGCCUCUCCAAACCAAAUUUGCAAUGGUUUCCGCGAGAUACUAAGA